Molecule: messenger RNA, 408 nt
Organism: Anisakis simplex (herring worm)
Lineage: Eukaryota; Metazoa; Nematoda; Chromadorea; Rhabditida; Anisakidae
Source: the annotation of a GenBank genome assembly
AUGUAUAUCUAUCCUCAAAUCAAAUAUGAUAAGGAAAUAUCGUCAGUGUCGAAGGAACUCAAGGCUGAUAACAUAAUUGAACUGUUGAAAAAUCAACUUCCAUCGGCUGAGAUGAAUACAAUGGUGUCAUCGUUGGACAUCUUCAGAAAGCAUCUCAACCAGCAACGUUCAUUCAGGCCAUUCGGCGAAUUGAUAGCAAAAUUCGAUUUUGAUGGUCGUGAGAUGCAAGUGUGGAAAAUUAGCGAAAGUUCACCGCAAUUCGAUGCGUAUUUGGCUCGUGCACAAACACUGGCGUUGUGGUACAUUGAUGCAGCACAAUACACUGACAACGAUGACCCAAGAUGGCAACAUUAUUUUGUGUAUGUUCUCUGUUUUUUGUGGAAGGGAGUGGAAUCAGUUCAGAUAUGA